Darwinula stevensoni is the source of this 2022-nucleotide messenger RNA. The record is from the annotation of a GenBank genome assembly. Lineage: Eukaryota; Metazoa; Arthropoda; Ostracoda; Podocopida; Darwinulidae.
AUGAGAGAAGGGAGGGAGCAAGUAGGAAGGAAGAAAACGACGGCUCGCGCGACCUUGAAGCCAGCUGCUGAGGAUGAUUUCCGUGGGCGGCACGGUAUAGAACGUUUUGCAAGAGUGCUACAGGAACAACAGAGAAUGCGACAAGAGCGUGAGAGACAACAUCAGAGGCUUCUCUGUGCUGAUCCGUUCGAUGUUGAAGCUCAACGGCUUAUUGCUGAUGAAAUCAAGCAAAAGAACAUUGAUGCCAAUAUGGAAGCUGCUAUUGAAUUCAAUCCGGAAAGUUUUGCUCAAGUCACCAUGUUGUACAUCAACUGUAAAGUCAACAGUCAUCCUGUCAAAGCCUUUAUUGACACAGGUGCUCAAACAACAAUAAUGUCUGCCCGCUGCGCAGAGCGGUGUGGCAUCAACCGCCUUGUUGACUCUCGAUGGUCUGGGAUUGCUAAGGGUGUUGGUGUUCAACGCAUUGUUGGUCGUGUCCACAUGUGUCAGAUCCAGAUUGGUCAGGAUUUCCUUGUGUCCAGCUUUUCCAUCCUCCAGGAGCAGCCCAUGGAUAUGCUCCUUGGUUUGGACAUGCUCAAGCGUCACCAGUGUGUGGUCGAUUUGAAGAAAAAUGUGUUGCGGAUUGGAACUACUGGAACUGAGACACCAUUCCUUCCAGAAUCAGAUCUUCCAGAAUGUGCACGCCUUUCUGGAGGGACUGCAGAUGAUGACUCUAAUGCAGAUAUGAUCAAACAGAGCAUUCAAGAAGCAGAAGAUCGAGAAUUGGCCCAGGCUCUAGCUCAUAGUGUCCAUGAAGAGCAUAAGCACAAGCCUAUUUCCCUGCCAUCAGCCUCCAAUCCCUCAAUACCUACCAAUGAACCCUCCACUUCCAAUGCUGCUGACCAGGAUCCAGAGGAAGAGGAAGCGAUCAGGACGGCACAUUCACCUGUUCCCUGGGCCAUUCUCAUUUGGUUAAUCCGGACUUCUAAGGAUGAGGCAUGGAGUAUGUAUGCAGAAUAUGAUGUUUAUUCCCCUUGGAACCUAGAAGACCUUUCUAACAUGUUGGUGAAGACCUGGACAAAUGCUCACAAUUCUUAUCAUUUUGUCUCACAGAAAGCCUACAAGCACCAGAUCCUGAUCUCAGAGGGGAACAUGCAAUCAGCUGAAGAUGACAUCUCUGAUCAGCCUAAUGCUGUUGUACGGUUCAUUUACCGCGUUGGCCAGAUGUACCAAUGGGCCCUGGAUGAAACAGUCCCUUACACGAAAGGUCGCUGGGUUUUUGCCCUCCUCCUAAACAUUGGUUUCUUCAUGCGCAUUGUAUGGCUCCAGGGCUGGUACAUCAUCACAUAUGGUCUUGGUAUCUAUCAUUUGAACCUCCUCAUCCUCUUCUUGUCCCCCAAGAUUGAUCCUGCUAUGUCAGAAUUUGAAGAUGAUGGACCAUCUCUGCCAACAAAGGUAAAUGAAGAAUUCCGACCUUUCAUGAGACGCCUCCCUGAGUUCAAGUUCUGGUACAGCAUGACAAAGGCCACACUUAUAGCUAUUUGUUGCACUUUCUUCGAUUUCCUGAAUAUCCCUGUGUUCUGGCCCAUCCUGGUCAUGUACUUCAUCACGUUAUUUGUUCUCACCAUGAAGAGACAGAUCAAGCAUAUGAUCAAGUAUCGAUACCUGCCUUUCUCAUAUGGGAAGCCCAAGUACCAAGGGCAAGUAGAUUCUGUUUCUGCAGUGAACUCCAAGUGAUUCUGAUCAUUAGUGUUGUCUGCAUGAUUGUGCAUUUUAAAUUCAAAGAUAAGCAUGAUGCCCAGAUUUGAUGACCCAUUAUAUCAGAUGCAUGAGUGAAUAGGAAAGAGAGACAUUCAAUCACGUUGGUGUUAUUAUUUGUUAUUUUAAUUAUGUUGGUGAUCAUUUCCUACUGGAAGUUGCUUGACUUUCAGAAGAUGAAAUGCUUUUAUGCAUCUUUCAUCACUGCUGAGUAAUAAAGGAAGUCCCAUAUGAGGGACAAACUUAUGCUAUGACUUGGUGAUUUAUUUUAAGUAAAGCGGACCG